Molecule: messenger RNA, 715 nt
Organism: Lathyrus oleraceus (garden pea)
Lineage: Eukaryota; Viridiplantae; Streptophyta; Magnoliopsida; Fabales; Fabaceae
Product: alternative NAD(P)H-ubiquinone oxidoreductase C1, chloroplastic/mitochondrial
Exons: 3
Coding region: 15-431 (138 amino acids)
Biological process (GO): aerobic electron transport chain; phylloquinone biosynthetic process
Cellular component (GO): chloroplast
Molecular function (GO): NAD(P)H dehydrogenase (quinone) activity
Source: RefSeq, a predicted model, not a curated record
CCAUCUUUUCAGAAAUGUCACACAUUGCUUUAACUGCAUCACCCACCGUAGUCGCUUUUCACCGUGGAGCGAAACAAUGGAGCACGCUGUUUCCGAGUAGCUGGAGAAGCAGGGGAAUCAAUCCAUCCUCAUUUCCAAAUUCCACCAGAAAACGGUUACCGUUGCGGUUUUUUGCUUCUGGAAAAAAUGGCGUCAAUGGAGGUGUUGUGGAUGAGAUAUCUGAAACAGUAAAGGCGCACACGGAUUUCGUUUGGCCUGAUAACAAGAAGCCUAGAGUGUGUAUUUUAGGUGGUGGAUUCGGUGGUUUAUAUACUGCUUUAAGGUUGGAAUCACUCCAGUGGCCCGAAGACAAAAAGCCACAUGUGAGUAUUCGAACAUUCAAAUUCAAUUCAGUUCUUUCAAGUGUGUGGAAAUUGAUGCAAAAUCUAUGAUAGGAAUAACUUAGGAGCAUCUUUCUUGAUGAGAUUAUGUCUCGGUACAGAACAUUCAUCAAUGGAGCAAAAGAGAAAAAAAAAGAAUCAUAUAACAACGUGGAAAUGCCUUACUCCUAUAUUAGUUUCCUUAACAAGUUCCCUAAUGACACUCUUUAGAAUAUUCCUUAUAUUUAUAUUUAGUGGAGCAUUAUGUUAGAUUGUAAGAGAUGAGAGGAACUGAGUUUAAAUUUAAUCCCAAUUAUAUGUUAUGAUUGCAUGGUGAGGAAUGGAUUAGGAGUAUG